This is a messenger RNA of Amphimedon queenslandica, 586 nucleotides long. Its product is annotated as protein arginine N-methyltransferase 7-like. Gene Ontology annotation, molecular function: histone methyltransferase activity; protein-arginine N-methyltransferase activity. The record is from RefSeq and is a predicted model, not a curated record. NCBI's taxonomy places the organism in Eukaryota, Metazoa, Porifera, Demospongiae, Haplosclerida, Niphatidae. The coding region runs from base 53 to 358 and encodes 101 amino acids. The transcript is spliced from 4 exons. Gene Ontology annotation, biological process: chromatin remodeling; peptidyl-arginine methylation, to asymmetrical-dimethyl arginine.
UUAAAGAGGUGUGGCUUUACAGUUUAUCCACGUGGUCUUGGCACACUUAAGCAUGUUUGCCAGUAAAUACAAUCCAGUGACUGGUAAGAAUGAAUGGAUAGUCACUAAUAAAGAUUAUGACGAUAUGGAAACUGAUCUAUCACAAGAAUUCUCAAGGUCACAUUAUGGUGACAUGGUUCACGACACAGAGAGAAAUGGGAAAUACUAUUAUGGUCUACGUUGGGCGAUAUGUCACUGGGAAUCUAAAGGGGUGGAGCCACUGGUCCUUGAUAUUGGAACUGGUACUGGACUACUGGCAAUGAUGGCUGGAAGAUGGGGGGCAACUAACAUAGCAGCAUGUGAAGUUUAUUAUAAUUAAUUAGGUUUUGUCUCCGAUGGUCAAAAUUGCUAAAGAGGUUGUGAAAGUGAACGGAUAUGAUAAAGUGAUAAAAAUAAUUAAUAAACGAUCAACUGAACUAACAGUAGGACUUGGUAAUAAUAAUAAUAAUAUAAAAAUAAUAAUAAUGAUAAUGAAUAUAUACAUGUUCAUAUACCUUGUUUAUUAGUCUGUAGUUUGUGUUUGUUAAUAUCCUUCUCAUUAAACUCA